This is a messenger RNA of Mangifera indica (mango), 1967 nucleotides long. RefSeq names its product protein TIC 55, chloroplastic-like. Gene Ontology annotation, molecular function: chlorophyllide a oxygenase activity; 2 iron, 2 sulfur cluster binding. Lineage: Eukaryota; Viridiplantae; Streptophyta; Magnoliopsida; Sapindales; Anacardiaceae. Gene Ontology annotation, biological process: protein targeting to chloroplast. The transcript has 2 exons. The coding region runs from base 178 to 1833 and encodes 551 amino acids. Gene Ontology annotation, cellular component: chloroplast. The record is from RefSeq and is a predicted model, not a curated record.
UAGCGAUAGUCCGCAUACUUUCCACGGAUUGUGUGGCCCAGAGUGGUGCAUCCAUCUAGCAAGCAACUGACUGUUUCCACUUUGGAUUGAUUUCAAGCUCCCUUUUCUUCCUUCCUUUCCCAUGGCUUCAUCAUUUCUUCUUUCUUCUCCACCCAUCUCCUUCUUCUCCAACACCUCAUGAUCAUGGCUCUGUCAUUGCACCCAUUUGUUUCUCCCCACUCCACUUCCCUCUUCAAAUCCCUCCUCAACUUCCCUCCACCAAAACUCACUGCAAACGUAACCCUCCACAGAAAUCUCAAAUCAUCAACUACUCUGAGAACCAGCAGCUUCCCAAGAUGCCAAGCACUGGCUGAUAUAAGUAAUCCUACCAGUGGUAGUGUGGAGGAAGAUGAAGAUCACCAGGUUCUUGUGGAUCCUUCCAGUGAAGAGGAAAGGAGAGGAGAAAGAUUAGUGGCAGACUAUGAUUGGACUGAAGAAUGGUACCCGCUUUACCUCACUAAAGAUGUCCCAGAUGAUGCCCCUUUAGGCCUCACCGUGUUUGAUAAGCAAAUAGUCUUGUACAAAGAUGACAAUGGGGAGCUUCGUUGUUUUCAAGAUCGCUGCCCCCACAGGUUGGCGAAACUUUCUGAGGGGCAGUUGGUUGAUGGAAGACUUGAAUGUUUGUAUCAUGGUUGGCAAUUUGAAGGUGAGGGUAAAUGUGUUAAGAUACCUCAGCUUCCGGCGAAUGCCAAAAUUCCAAAAUCAGCUUGUGUUUCAGUUUAUCAAGUGAAGGAAUCACAAGGAGUUGUGUGGGUGUGGAUGUCACAGAAGACACCUCCAAACUUUGGUAAAAUUCCCUGGUUUGAGAAUUUUGCAAGGCCAGGCUUUCAAGACACUUCAACCAUCCAUGAGCUUCCUUACGAUCACUCUAUACUCCUAGAGAACCUGAUGGAUCCUGCUCAUAUUCCCAUCUCACAUGAUAGGACAGACUGGACUGCGAAAAGAGAAGACGCACAACCGCUCCUUUUCAAGGUGACUGAACGAUCAGACCGCGGAUUUGCAGGCUGGUGGGGGAAGGAAUCAGAUGGCUCCAUGCCAAACUUCUUACGGUUUGAAGCACCUUGUGUUCUUCAGAAUAACAGAGAAUUUGUUGGCAAGGAUGGUGUGAAGCAUUACUUCACAGGGCUCUUCCUUUGUAGACCAACAGGACAGGGAAAGUCCAUGCUUAUUGUAAGAUUUGGAGCUACAAUAAGAUCACCAUUGUCAAAGAUUUUACCACAAUGGUAUUUCCAUCAGAAUGCAAGUAAGGUUUUUGAGCAAGAUAUGGGGUUUCUGUCAUCCCAAAAUGAGGUUUUAAUGAAAGAAAAAGUGCCCACAAAGCAAUUGUAUCUUAACUUAAGGUCUUUAGAUACAUGGGUUGCUGAAUACAGGAAAUGGAUGGACAAAGUUGGCCAUGGAAUGCCUUACCAUUUUGGGCACAGCACCAUUUCUCUGCCUAAACAGCCUGCUGUGGUGGAACAUGCACCGGCUGGGCUUGUUGCAGGAGUUUCAGCUUCUUCACCAGCCAAGGGCGGCCUGGGAACAAUGCAUGCUCCGAAUACAGCAAAUCGAUACUUUCGACAUGUGAUACAUUGCAAGAAUUGCAGCAGUGUUGUCAAAGCUUUCUAUACUUGGAAAAAUGGACUUGUGGCAGCGGCUCUUGCUUUUUCAGCACUGGCUAUUCUAGCUACGGGAAGGCAAUGGAGGACCUUCUUUGUGGUCUCUGCAACCUUAUGUUUGACUGGAAUUUAUGCUUGCUCAACUGCAAUUGCAAUGAACACUACAAACUUCAUAAGAACACACAGGAGAUUGUGAAUCAGCAAACAAUACCUGCUAUCUUGUAUUUCAGAGUUGAUUGUCAAACGUUAAGGCCUUAUUCUCUCUAUCUUAUUGGACUUCUAUGAUUCAUUUUCUCUUUAAAUGUGAAUCAGCAGACAUUUAGCAAACCA